This is a messenger RNA of Parus major (Great Tit), 1990 nucleotides long. It is a transcript of the gene PHETA1, whose product is annotated as PH domain containing endocytic trafficking adaptor 1. The record is from RefSeq and is a predicted model, not a curated record. The transcript has 2 exons. NCBI's taxonomy places the organism in Eukaryota, Metazoa, Chordata, Aves, Passeriformes, Paridae. The coding region runs from base 198 to 977 and encodes 259 amino acids. Gene Ontology annotation, cellular component: recycling endosome; trans-Golgi network; early endosome. Gene Ontology annotation, biological process: retrograde transport, endosome to Golgi; endosome organization; receptor recycling.
GGGGGGAGCAGCGCUCCGCCCGCGGGGCCGGGCCGGUGGGAGCCGAGGACAAAGGUGACCGUGCAGGAACGGUGGCCCAAAGCCCCCUGGCACCGUCCGAGCCCGGAUCCAGCGCUCUCACGGCCACCGCGGCCACGCGCGUGUCGUUGAUGCCGGUGACCGCCGCAGACCGCAGGUAGAGUCCAGGGCGCGGAGCCAUGAAGCUGAACGAGCGGAGUUUGGCCUUCUACGCCACCUGCGACUCCCCGGCCGACAACUCCGGCUUCCUCUACAAGCGAGGCGAGCGGCACACGGCCUAUCACCGCCGCUGGUUCGUGCUCAAGGGCAACAUGCUCUUCUACUUCGAGGAGCGGGACAGCCGGGAGCCCGUGGGUGUCAUCGUGCUGGAGGGCUGCAACGUGGAGCUCUGCGAUUCAGCCGAGGGUUUUGCCUUCGCCAUCCGCUUUGGCGGCACCAAGUCUCGCACCUACGUGCUGGCGGCGGAGAGCCAGGCGGCCAUGGAGUCGUGGGUGAAGUCGCUGUCCCGAGCCAGCUUUGACUACAUGAGGCUGGUGGUGCGGGAGCUGGAGAAGCAGCUGCAGGAGAUGGGCGGGGGGCUGGCCGGAGGAUGUGGGGGCUCCCGGGAGCCUCCCGGCCCCUGGAAGCCGAAGCCGUCGGGGCUGGAGCAGUCCCGGGAGCGGCUGCCGGCUCUGCCCGCCAUCCUGCCCAAGGAGAACGGCUGUGCGGUGUGGAACAACGUGCUGGGGGCGGCCCGGCUGCCCGAGAGCUCCGGCUGCGGGGGGCACGGUGAGGAGGGGACCCCGCGGCCGCCGCCGCUGCCGCCGCGCAGGCGGGUGGGGAACGGCGAGGCGGCGAGCGCCGGGCCGGCCGUGGCACAGAGCCCGUCCACCUUCUGCCGGCUCCACCAGCAGUACGGCCGGGAGGUGGCCCGGCUGCGGCAGGACUGGCAGCAGAGGCAGCGUGGCCCCCGGCUCUGAGCGGUGGCUGAGCCCUGGGAAGCUGCCGGGAACCGGGGCAGGGUGGAGGUGGUCGCCCUUGGUGCUGGCCCCGUCCCUCCUCGCCUCGGGAUGUGCGGAGCUGGCUGUGGUGGCUGUGAUGGACACGUGCUGCCAUCGAGGGCUCGGCACCGAGGGACAGCAGUGCUGCUCUGUGACGGUGAAAUGGGCAGAACAGGGGUGCCCUCCAGCCGUGCCCCCAUGUGCGGGUGGGGUGCUGCAGUCAGCACAAGCAAACUACAGACCACUCACUGACUGAGGCCUCCUGGGAAUCCACCACUGCUCUGGCUCUGCUGGGGCCUCUUGGUGCUCUUGAAGUGGGAUCACGCCUUGACAAAGUUUGGAGGAGGAUUUUGGUGGGACCUCGCCUGCCUGAGUGCCCGUGUGGGUGUUCCACAAUGGAGAGCCUGCUGCUGACUUCCCUUCCUGGCCCAGCACAACACUGAGGUUGGCCGAGCUCUGCCAGAUCCCUCUGCUCCAGCAGGAUGUGGUUUGAAACUAAAAUAUCAGUGAGUGCAGCCCUUCCUUAACGGCAGUAGCAGCUCUGUGCGCUCUGGGGAGCUGGUGACACCCAGCCCCGGGCAUUACACAGGGAGCAAUUGCUGCUCGCAGCCUGGAUGGUCAAUGUGGGGGUGGUCAGACCCCGGGGGAAUGCAGCAGCUGUGGGCAUUGCCUUGCUGGUGGGUAUUUUGGGACAGCACAUCAUCCCCAUGCCAGCUCACUAAGGGGAAGCAUCGCUCGUGGUGGCAAAUGGGAAUGUGUGUGUCAGCAGCAGAGCGUGAGGAAUGAUUCAUGUGCCGAGCUGGUGCCUCAUGCCUGUGUUUCUCUCUUAUUUCCACCACGGACAAACUGCUGGCCCAGAGGUGGGGUGACCCACCCUGGAGCAGGGGGGAGCAGUCAGGGUGCCCCGGCUUAGGGCUGGGUGGCUCCAGCUCCCUUUGCUCCCUUGGGACAGACACAAGAUCUUCCUACAAUAAAAGUUCUUUCAGAAUUUC